Molecule: messenger RNA, 1493 nt
Organism: Meleagris gallopavo (turkey)
Lineage: Eukaryota; Metazoa; Chordata; Aves; Galliformes; Phasianidae
Source: RefSeq, a predicted model, not a curated record
CUGCGAGCACACAUCCCGCACGUAGCCCGCGUAUUAAUCAGCGCGGGGCCAUCUGCCGCCCGCUCCUUAAAGCGCUGGGGGCUGUGGGUGUCGUGAGAGAGCGGUUCGGUGUUGUGCGGUAACAGCGAUAUCAGCGCGGGGCUCCGACAGCAGCGUCGUCCCUGAGGUGCGGGGCUGAGCCGAGGCGCGGAGCUGUGCGCAGCCCGUCCGGGAGUCUGCAAAGUUUGGUCCCGUCCCGGAGUCCAGUCCCGGCCUGGAGCCGGCGGGCAUCACCUACCAAGGCGGGUGCCUGCAGGGCAGCGGCGCGCCCGUCCCCGCCGCGCCAUGCCGCUGGGGCACAUCAUGCGGCUGGACCUGGAGAGGCUCGCCCUGGAGUACGUCGUGCCGUGUCUGCACGACAUCGGCUUCUGCUACCUGGACAACUUCCUAGGGGAGGUGGUGGGCGACUGCGUGCUGGAGCGGGUGAAGCGCAUGCACCGUGACGGUGAGCUGGCCGACGGGCAGCUGGCUGGCCCCAGCCGCGGUGUCGCUAAGAGGCAUCUCCGCGGCGACCAGAUCAAGUGGAUCGGGGGCACGGAAGAGGGCUGCGAGGCCAUCAACUUCCUUCUCACGCUGAUCGACCGCCUGGUGAUGUACUGCGGCAGCCGGCUCGGCAAGUACUACGUAAAGGAGCGCUCCAAGGCUAUGGUUGCUUGUUAUCCUGGAAAUGGAACUGGGUAUGUGCGUCAUGUGGACAACCCGAACGGUGAUGGGCGCUGCAUCACCUGUAUUUAUUACCUGAAUAAGAACUGGGACUCCAAGCUCCAUGGUGGAAUUCUUCGAAUAUUCCCAGAAGGGAAGUCCUAUGUAGCAGAUGUUGAGCCGAUUUUUGACAGGUUGCUUUUUUUCUGGUCAGAUCGAAGGAACCCUCAUGAAGUCCAGCCUUCUUAUGCAACUAGGUAUGCCAUGACUGUGUGGUAUUUUGAUGCUGAAGAAAGAGCAGAAGCAAAAAAAAGUUCAGGAACUUAACUGGUAUGACUUUUACAAAAUAUUGUAGUUAGAAGAGUAAGGCCUUCAUUUUUAGGACUAGUGAUUUGAGAUGAAGUAGGACAGUUAUGAAAGUAGAAAAUUAAGGCCUGGGCUCAAUAAUCCUGAUGGGGAGUAUGGAAUAGGUGAUUUUUGAUUUUUUUUCUUCUAAAACUACAGCUGAGGUGUUAAUUUUACUUUAGGAUUAACUUCUGUGUGGACACAUUCACAAUGACCUUGGACUGUAUAGACUAUGUAAAUUAGAAAGAAACAAAGUUUAUAAACAUGUACAAGCACACCUUUUGGCAGACAGUUUGCUAGAGUAGCUGUGAUAAUGGUGCUUUCCAUGCACUGCCUGCUUUCAGCUGGUUUCACAGGUGGCCUGAAAUCAUCCCAGAGAUAUUUCUGUGGAACCCCAGGGUGACCUGACUCCAGCUUUCCUGUCUGCAGCACCUGGUACUGUAGUACUAGCAUACAAGUGUAUAAUU